GGCAGACACACCCACAUCCUGUUUACGUUCGUCUUAACUGUACUUCAGUGAAAAGAACUCUGGGUUGUUCUGAUUGUAUAAAGUCAGAGGAGGACCAGGCUGAAAUGAGACUGCCUUCGAUCUAAGUACGACCUCACUGCUGGAAAUACAAGGAACCCUCCUCGUGGCCUCAGUUCCUGUCAGCACCACCAUGUCGUGCCGGGAUAUCCACGCCACCAACGCUUUUGCCUUCAUCCUUGCCUUUGUUUGUGUGGGAGGGCUUGCUGUGGCAGCAUUAAUCCCACAGUGGCGUGUAACAAGACUCGUCACCUUCAAUCGUAAUGCCAAGAAUAUCAGUGUGUAUGAUGGGCUGUGGGCUAAAUGUGUGAAACAGGAUGGCUAUUCUGGAUGCUACUACUAUGAUUCAGAGUGGUACUCUAAAGUGGACCAGCUGGAUCUCCGGCUUCUGCAGUUCUGUCUUCCUACGGGCAUGAUGUUUGGCUCUCUGGCCUUGCUGCUGUGCAUGGCAGGAAUGUUUAAGACCUGCUGCUGCUCAGACAAGCCUGAACCAGACAUUAAGACCAUCAGAUUCCUGGUCAACAAUGCAGGCUGUCACCUGGUGGCCGGGACGUUUUUGUUCUUAGGUGGAGCUAUUGCCAUCGCACCCUCAGUAUGGUUCCUUUUUCGGACCAAGGAAAUGAACAUUAAAUAUGACAACAUUUUUUCCGAUGGCUUUGCUGUGUAUGUGUCUAUAGGCUGCUCUGGAGGACUAAUGCUGGCCGCCCUGCUAAUGUUCAUGUGGUACUGUAUGUGUAAAAAGUUGCCUUCACCCUUCUGGUUGCCUCUGCCCUCUAUGCCUACCUCUCUGUCCACCCAGCCUCUCACUGCCAACGGAUAUCCUCCCUCCCCAGUGUAUGGCCCUCAGCCCUUCCCUCCCCAGGCCUAUCCUCCCACAGUGAUCGACUCCCAGCCAUAUGUGACCUCCCAGGGCUACGCCCAGAGUGUGGUGGCCCCUGUACCGCCACAGGUGCACAUGUCUCAGAUGUCUGUUCCUGAUGGUUAUGGCUCAGAGGUAGGAGGCAACCAGGCCUACAGCUACGCUCCCUCACAGAGUUAUGCUCCCUCUCAGGGCUACGCACCAUCUCAGAGCUACGCACCAUCUCAGGGCUACGCACCAUCUCAGGGCUACGCACCAUCUCAGGGCUACGCACCAUCUCAGGGCUACGCACCAUCUCAGGGCUACGCAUCCACCUACGCAGGUCAGCGAUACUCCUCCCGCUCACGGAUGUCUGCCAUAGAGAUCGACAUUCCCGUGCUGACACAGUGACAGUAAGAGGAGAGAGGCUAGAGAUGUCAGACUCCUGCCGAAGAAAUUCAAUGAAGUUCACCACUGAUUAAACUAAUAGAGCAUGAUGGGUGGAAAUGAAUAAUACGGAGCCAUUUGCAGCCCUAGAGUGAUACACUCAGGUCUGUCAUUUGCUGAUAAUGCAGUGGAAGACGAAACCCAGUCAAAAGAACCCUGGGGUUAAUAUGAUGGCUAGGAAUUUCCUACAAACAGAGAUCACUAAAUCACUAGUGCAAGCAACACUGGAUGAUACAGAAAGACACCUCAACCAACUAGCCUUCCACUGUUUUUACUCUUAACUUGCUUAAGUGGCCAAAGGACCAACUUACUUAGUAGUUACUAGCAUUUAGUUUGUGGUUGAAUAUAAAUUCCCAAACUGUCUUUUUAGAUUUAAGAAGCCCUGAUUAAGGCUGCCAUAAAUGAAGCGAUAGCUUAUAGCAUAAAUAUAUUUUUCUGUUACAUUUGUUUAUGUUGGACACAUUAUAUUGAUACUGAAAUGACUUGUCACUUUUGCCUAUGUAAAGCUUACAGUAUAAAAACAGUCUGUUAUCACUACUGAACAUAACUUUAAAUCCUGUGGUCCUGAAGGAACAACUACUAACUAACUCAGCUGUUUGUAUCUUUUGUGUAACAGGAAUUGUUGACAUGGACCCAUUGCCCUGUGAAGAGCAGCUGUUGAAGUUUCUUAUGCACUAAUUGUGUGAAUACUGUGCCAGUUUACAUUGCCUUUGUUCACCUUUCUUUGUUUUAGCCUUAAGUAUUUUUCUAACAUAUUACCUAAUCAUUUAUUGUAACAUACUUUUCCGAAGUGCUCAUAUAUAAUAAAAAACAUGACACUAAGAAAUGUCUUAGCAAAGUAACAUUUGAUGGACAAAUGUGGAAUUACAUUUGAACUGUAAUGUUAAAGAUGUUAACAGAAGGAGAGCGAUGUUCGUCUGCACCCAACAUGUCCGCCGAUGAUUCAAACGUUUGCCAACUAAGCUGGAAGUGUAGUGUUGUUCAUUGGUGGUGGUACUCGUGAUUAAGAUGAUUUUAAAUAGAGUUUACAUAAACCUUUUUUCCAUGAUUUGCAUUAGCUCUACGAGACAUUUCGAGUUUUACAGUUCAAGAUGUUAUCCUUCAAUGUUGAGGUCAAAUGUUUCUCAACACGUUUGUAUUUAUAAGAACAUUAAUGUAUGCCGGUUUAUUUGCUGGAGUAAAAAGAAAAAAAGUACUAACUGCUAUAAAGGAUGACGUAAUACGCAUAAUUGCAAUAAAAAUAUACUCACAAUCAAUAACUAAUCUCAUUCAUACAGAGAGUUAUUGUAAAGUAAUUUCUCCAUCUGAGCAACAUUUCAGUCAGACUGAAUUACAAACUGGCAAGGACACGGCUCUUAUCUGCUGGUUGUCUCCACAUUCACAGUUUAAUUGAUCAAUUGUUUGAGGAAAUCAAUGGCUUGUGGGGUUCUGGUUUCCCCAUAAUGCAAUACUUCCUUUGUAAUCCCCUCAUGAUGACUUGAUGUUAAAGUUGUUCAUAAGCCAGUCUGUACUGUACCAGUGAGCCAAGGCCAUGUUUACUUAGUUUACAUUUAACUUUCUAGUACUCUUACAUACAUUCAUAUUAAAUACAAAUAAUAACAAUUGCCCUGAAGCAAACAGUGAGUCAUUCUAAAUAUUUGUACUGUCACACCAACCAGCAAAACCCAAAUAUAUGAAAUGUGAAAUGAAAACUGAGAAAAGCUGCAUACUUUAUGUUGGAAAAGCUGGAACAGGAUGACACUGGUACAUUGCUUUAAUGAUACAUUGGUUAUAAAUGUUAAAUUGCUUGACUAAUCACUUGCAAUUACACAUUGCAAUUUAAUAGAUGGCAAUGCAACAACAAUACAGCUUUGCCUGUCCAGAUUUUAUUUUAGCCUACGUGGCUGAAAUGUGGUGAAACGCUGAACUCUUGGUCAUUGCACCUUUAACAAAUACAGCACUGUUAAAGCAACUCUGAGAAAAUAACCUCAUUGAGUUAGCCUGAACUAUUAUUUCCUCUCUGGUUUCUCUCUGGACCUUAGGAUAACUUUAAUAUUUACCCAGAGCAGAGGCAAUUAGAAAAAGUGAUCUUUUUUCUUAAAUGAAGCUUUAAAGCUCCAGUGUUUUGAUUUAUCUUUGAUGUAGUCCUGGUGGAUGGAGCAUCUGCAGACUAACCUGCAGCACUUAUAAUUGGAUCCAACUCUUGUUGAUGUGAUUCUUUCAUGUUAGCUGAGGCUUCAGUGGUUGAUGAUUAAUAAAACCAUAAUUAACA
Messenger RNA from Gymnodraco acuticeps, 3593 nucleotides. RefSeq names its product claudin 12 (gene cldn12). The transcript has 3 exons. Gene Ontology annotation, cellular component: plasma membrane. The coding region runs from base 191 to 1306 and encodes 371 amino acids. NCBI's taxonomy places the organism in Eukaryota, Metazoa, Chordata, Actinopteri, Perciformes, Bathydraconidae. The record is from RefSeq and is a predicted model, not a curated record.